This is a messenger RNA of Diachasmimorpha longicaudata, 2750 nucleotides long. It is a transcript of the gene Epp, whose product is annotated as ecdysteroid-phosphate phosphatase. Bases 151 to 1986 code for a protein of 611 amino acids. Gene Ontology annotation, molecular function: protein binding. The transcript has 4 exons. NCBI's taxonomy places the organism in Eukaryota, Metazoa, Arthropoda, Insecta, Hymenoptera, Braconidae. The record is from RefSeq and is a predicted model, not a curated record.
UGAUGAGCACCCACUGCCCUCUUCUGGCAGAGCUCCAACGGCUACAAUUUCUCUGUCUCUCUCUGUGUAUGUCUGUCUUUACCUUCCUCAACGCAUACAAAAGCCGCACCUUGGGAAAAUUGGGAGCAUUUGGGAGCAAUGUGAGCCGCCAUGGCGACAUUACCUCCACGAAAAAAUCCAACACCAACUAAAAUAUCAAAGGAGCAUUUAACCCCACUUCAGAUACUGCUGCAACUUGGAUUUCCGAAGCAUCGAGCAGAGAAGGCCCUAGCUGCGACAGGUCAUCGUGGUGUUCAGCUGGCCUCCGAUUGGCUCCUGGCGCACGUGCGGGACUCAAGCCUUGACGCAGAGGAGCCUCGAGAGUACAUCCUCUACCUCUGUCCCACUGGCCUUCUCGCGGAAAAGCUCGCGAAAUUCUGGGUCGAAUCACGAGACCUAGAAUGGAACAAAGCACACAACUACCUCCCGCACAUCACCCUAACCCGCUACUUCAAAGUCCCCGACGAGUCUGCCGAGCAGGUCUCCCACGUCUUAGACACCCUCCUCGAUCAGAGUGAGUGUCCUGAGUGCCUGGACUUUGACACAUACAUAUCCCCCAACUUUAUGGGCCUCUUCGUUGAGGACAAGCAGGCGAAAUGGCUGGAGUCAAUAGCUGUUCGUUUUGUCCACAAAUUAUCAGCCCUGGGGAUAUCUGCUGAGGCUCACACAAACUCUCUUCACAUAUCCCUGGCCUAUCAGUUCUCCAGCAGUCUCUUCCAGCCUCUUAGGUCGAUGGUGGAGAGAUUGGGGACAAUUACCACCAGCAAUUGGGAAUUACGACUUUAUUCCAGAGAUUCACGACUUCGAGACGCUCAUGUGCAUAAGGUGACUCAUGCCCACGUUCCCAAAGAACACGACGAACUAGAAUUGAGACCUGGUGACUACAUUUACCUCCCAGAAGGUGCCUGUAGUGCCUCCAUCGACGGUUGGGUGGAGGGGGUCUCGUGGUUAACAGGAACGUCCGGUUACCUCCCCUUGAAUUACACCGAAAGAACAGCGGAGACGGACGCCUGGACACAUCACACGACAGUGUCAAUCAAUGGAAGUAAUGAUCAUGACUUGGAGAUGGAUAUUCCAAGGAACAGAAAGCCCCCCGUUCUGUCCUCAUCCGAAUCCAUUGACACCCCUGAUGGAGUGGCUACAGACAGUGAACCCUUGGAGGGUCUGGUGCCUCCGUCAACCCCUUCACGACAGAUUUAUAUUUGCAGACAUGGGGAGAGGGUGGAUUUCACCUUCGGGGCGUGGAUACCGUACUGUUUUGAGGCUAAUGGGAGCUACAUAAGGAGAGACCUUAAUAUGCCUCAGGAGAUACCACCCAGAAAUAUUCAGGAAUUUCACAACGACAGCCCCCUAACAACCCUCGGUGAGAUGCAGGCAAGCCUAGUGGGUGAAGCCAUGAAGUCAUCAGCUGUGAAGAUCGAUGUAGCCUUCACUUCUCCUUCUUUACGAUGUGUUCAGACAUUGUCUAAAAUUCUCAAAGGCCUUGGAUCCAGUGUUCCAAUGAAGGUGGAGCCUGGACUGAUUGAGUGGUUGGCGUGGUAUCCCAAUGGCCUGCCGACCUGGAUGGAUAACGAGGGCUUGAGCAAAGCUGGCUUCAACGUAGACAGAAAUUACGAGGCCAUUGUUAAAGCUAAUCAACUCCCUCAGCGGGAAAAUGCUGCACAGUAUUACGAGAGAAGUUACGAGCUCAUCAAGAGGAUCAUCGAGAGCACAGUUGGAAAUAUUCUGAUUGUUGCUCAUGCAGCCUCUCUCGCUGCAUGUACCAGGCAACUCACUGGGGGGAGAAUCCCCUCGGCUGCAGAAGUGACAAGACUCGUCCAGAGAGUUCCAUAUCUAGCUUGUCUCACUGCUCAGGAGGAGAUCGAUGGCUGGCAGCUGCAUCCACCACCUUUUCCACCUAUUACACAUUCCAGUAAUAGUAGAUUCGAUUGGAAGAUAUUGAUAUAGACUUGAUGGUAAAUUUUUGAAAGUGUUCCAGGAGGUAUUAUUAGGAGAUUGAUUCAGUAGUGGAGUUUAAUGUGGGAAGUGCAGGAGGAAAAUGUCUAGGACCAGUUGGAGGAUUCUUUUGAUUCAUGACUUUUACUAGUGCUCGCAGUUGAAGGUCAAGUAAUGCUGAACUGUUCUGGUACUUCGCAAAAUCAUAAAAAUGAAAUCUGUGGCAUUUUCCUCUCUCCUAGUAAUUUAAAAAAUUUAAAAUUUAAACUUGGCUACUGAGUUACAAAGACUGCUGCGAUACAAUGAAUUUUAUAAAUGUUAUUACAGUGUAUAGUAUAUCAGAGGUGUUAUCUUACGUUAAUAAGGAAAGUAAUGUUCAUCGUCCGAUAAUUAUCUGGCUCUCAAAUGUUGAGGGCAAUAGGUGGUACCACGAUUAUCACGAUGUCUCCUUGUCAAUGGAUGUUCUAGAGGUUUAUUCGAUACUGAGGAGGUCGAUAUGAAUCAAGACAGGGAUAACAAUCAUAUUUAUUAUUAUUUAACUGGUGUCAUUUGUCGGCCGGGAGGUACAGUAUAUUUUUAUAAUUAAUUUAUUCAUUAUCUUGCAGUAAAAAAACAAUGAACAACGACCGUUUAAUAAAUUGCAUGUCUUCCAAUGUAAGAUCAAUUAUUUAGGAGUAUAAUAUAGCCUAUUGUUAUUAAAUUGUGAGGAAGAAUGUCAAUCUUAUUGAAGUUUUAAAUAAAGUAAAAUUUUUGAUCUGUUUCCAAUUACAAAUUUA